AUAAUUAACGAGUUUCAGUAACCUUUUCUAUAUUAAUAUAGAUUCAAAUUAUUGGUCUUCUAGGUUCUUUUCUUUUCUUUUCGGUGUUUAUACGGCUCGAUUCAUCUAAUCACGAACAGAGUUAAAACUUUGUUUAGGCCCAUUAGCCCAUGUGCUUUAGUUGCAGAAUGCAUACCAUGCACUACUUUGUUCGGCUCAAAAUCCAGAUACCAGGACUAUGAUGGAGGCCCAACCGGCUCUCUUGUGUUGUGUGGAGAUAAGAUACACGAUUUUUCCAACUAGAAACGUGGCAUUUUCUCCACUUCACAUAUGCGGCACAUUGUUCAGAAAAUUGGCCAUGCACAGUUGCCCAACAAAAUGAAGUAGCUGCUCAAAAAUAAGAAAUGAAGAUAUGGAUGCUUCAACUACGAAUAGCUUCUAUAGCCAUUAUGUUAUACUUGUGUCCAUCAACGAGCAACCUUCACCCUCUUAUUAUAGUACCAGGGAGUGGUGGAAACCAGCUGGAAGCCAGGCUAACCAGUAGCUACAAGCCCACUAGCCCAGUGUGCAAUCGUUGGUAUCCAUUAGUAAAGCAGAAGGACGGAUGGUUUAGGCUAUGGUUUGAUCCCAGUGUUAUACUUGCCCCAUUUACAGAAUGUCUUGCUGAUCGUAUGAUGCUUUAUUACGACCAAGAUCUGGAUGAUUACUGCAAUGCCCCUGGAAUUGAAACCAGGGUCCCUGAUUUUGGUUCCACAAAAUCACUUUUGUGCCUUGACCCUAACCUCAAGCAUGUCACAGAAUACAUGGCACCUCUGGUGGAAUCUCUAGAAAAAAUUGGCUACAUCGACGGUGAAUCACUGUUUGGAGCUCCUUACGAUUUUCGAUAUGGAUUAGCAGCAGAAGGUCAUCCAUCCAAGGUUGGUUCUAAGUUCUUGCAAGAUUUAAAAGAACUAAUAGAGAAAGCAAGCAAUCUUAAUGGAGGAAAGCCGGUAAUAAUUCUUUCACACAGCUUAGGAGGCCUUUUUGCGCUUCAACUUCUGAACAGAAAUUCACUUUCUUGGAGACAAAAAUUUGUCAGACACUUCAUUGCACUUUCUGCUCCAUGGGGUGGAAGUGUUGAAGUAAUGCUUACUCUGGCUUCAGGAAAUACACUUGGGAUACCCUUUGUUGACCCAUUGCUAGUUAGGGAAGAGCAAAGAAGUUCAGAGACCAACUUAUGGCUUUUACCUAAUCCAAACGUAUUUGAUACAAAACAACAACUCGUCAUUACUCCAAACGCCACUUACUCAUCAUAUGAAAUUCCCCAAUUCCUUGAUGCCAUUGGUUUUUCCAGAGGGGUUUAUCCUUACAAAUCGCGAAUUUUACCCUUAAUGGAGGAGCUAAUCGCACCUGAGGUUCCUAUUACAUGUAUAAUUGGGAGUGGUGUGAAGACGGCUGAGACUUUAAUUUACGGUGCAGAUGGAUUUGACGAGCAACCUGAAGUUGUUUAUGGAGAUGGAGAUGGGACAGUGAACAUGGCUAGCUUGUUGGCAUUGGAGAAGAUAUGGAGUGGUGAUAAGAAAAAUCAACCCCUUAAGGUGAUAAGUCUUGGUGGGGUUUCUCAUACAUUAAUACUCAAACAGGAAAUAGCACUUGAUAGAAUCAUUGCAGAAAUUUCUUGUGUAAAUACUAAUGAAAUGAGCACAGCUUUAUGAGGAUUUUCAUGCGUAUGAUAUCAUGAUCAUACGGGGAAUGUAAUUUUGGUUAUCUCCAAACAAUUCAUUGAUUCCUGAACCGGUAUUCAGGUAUCUAUUUCUAUUUGAUAUCUGAAAAGAAGAUUUUAUCAA
Molecule: messenger RNA, 1805 nt
Organism: Ricinus communis (castor bean)
Lineage: Eukaryota; Viridiplantae; Streptophyta; Magnoliopsida; Malpighiales; Euphorbiaceae
Product: lecithin-cholesterol acyltransferase-like 1
Exons: 2
Coding region: 384-1673 (429 amino acids)
Biological process (GO): lipid metabolic process
Source: RefSeq, a predicted model, not a curated record